Cavia porcellus (domestic guinea pig) is the source of this 1518-nucleotide messenger RNA. RefSeq names its product olfactory receptor 7G2-like. Gene Ontology annotation, biological process: G protein-coupled receptor signaling pathway. Gene Ontology annotation, cellular component: plasma membrane. Bases 28 to 1518 code for a protein of 496 amino acids. The record is from RefSeq and is a predicted model, not a curated record. Gene Ontology annotation, molecular function: olfactory receptor activity; G protein-coupled receptor activity. The transcript has 3 exons. NCBI's taxonomy places the organism in Eukaryota, Metazoa, Chordata, Mammalia, Rodentia, Caviidae.
AUGUUUUCUGCAUGAUAUACUAUUGAAAUGGAGCUUACAAACCAAACACCUGUCUUCAAAUUCUUUCUUGUGGGACUGACAGAUGAUCCAAACCUACAGCCCCUCAUCUUCAGCCUGUUCCUGUCUAUCUACCUGAUAACCAUCUUGGGAAACCUGCUCAUAAUGCUGACGGUCAGCUCUGACUCCCACCUCCACACACCCAUGUACUUCUUCCUCUCCAACCUGUCGUUCACUGACAUCUGUAUAAGCACAACCACGAUCCCAAAGAUGUUGGUGAACAUCCAAACACAGGAUCAGCGAAUCAGUUACACAGGCUGUGUCUCCCAGAUUAGCUUUGUGUUGAUUUUUGGUGGUUUGGAAAAUUGUCUCCUUGCAGUGAUGGCCUAUGACCGCUAUGUGGCCAUUUGCCACCCUCUGACGUACACAGUCAUCAUGAACCUGCUACACUGUGUCUCGCUGGUUCUGCUCUCCCUGAUCAUGACUACUGUGAAUGCUCUGCCUCACAGUCUGAUGGUGCUGCGGCUGUCCUUCUGCACAGACCUGGAAAUCUCCCACUUCUUCUGCGAGCUUGCUCAGGUCAUAAAACUCUCUUGCUCUGACACCCUCAUUAAUUUUCUGCUGAUGAAUUUAGGGACUAGCAUAUUUGCUGGGAUUUCUUUAUGUGGGAUUAUUUUUUCUUAUACUCAAAUUAUCUCUUCUAUUCUGAGGAUUCCUUCUGUGAGUGGAAGAUAUAAAGCCUUUUCCACCUGUGGGUCUCACUUCUUAGUCGUGUCUUUAUUCUAUGGGACAGGUUUAGGUGUGUAUUUGAGUUCUGCAGUUAAAGGCUCUUCCGUUAAGAAUAUAGUGUCUUCAAUGAUGUACAUUGUGAUUCCUCAAAUGCUGAACCCCUUUAUCUACAGUUUGAGGAAUAAGGAAAUGAGGGAAUCCUUGACACAUCUCCUCACUAGAUUAACUUACAGCAUAUUAGUCAGUUGUUGCUUUUAUUUUUAUUCAGGGCGUAGGGCUCAGGUCAAGCAGUUUCCAUCAGAUUGUCACCAACUAAGAAAUGCUGGAGGGAGCUUGCUGCAUUCUGGUUCUGGCUUUAUCCAGCCUGACUCCAAAAUGGCUGCCAGCCAAUCACUCUCUCCCAAGGGAGAACUGAACCCUCUGCAUUCACCACCAGCCGUGCAGUCCCUGUGUCUGCUGCUCCUCUCCACCACUGCAACUCUUUGCAGGGACUUCCAGAUUUCCAGGCACCACAGUCACCAUGACCCUACAUUCCCAGUUUCCAACAAGUCCUCUCACACAGCAAGAUUGGCACUGGGUCAAGGUGCUACCUUCUACUCCCUUGUUAUCAAUUUUUCUUUUUUACUCUCUCUAUGGGCUUCAGUUAUCACUUUAGAUUCUUCAUUGGUCCAAGAGACUCUCUUCCUUCCUUAUUGUCAUCCUCAUGAUGCUAUAUUCCAGUAUCUGGAUUAUUUCAGAGAAGCUGUUUACCCUGCUGCUUACUGCUCCACCAUCUUCCUGGAAAUGUCAUAA